UUAAGUUUAAUUUUUGAAUAUGAAGUGGCUCGAUUGGCAAAAUAGCAGCACCUUUUUCAUUAUAACUUGUUUCCAGUGGAAGGUACACUUUUUCACCCUUUUUCUCAUCUUCUUCUAAAGCGCCAUUCUCCUUUUGAAUUUGAAGGUGCAAAGGAGUUACAGAGAAUAUUACAUUACAAUGACGACCAUAGCUGCUGCUGUAACUGCAACUCCAACUACAAACGGAAACGGAAAUGAUUCUCACAAGAAAAACAGAAUUCAGGUUUCCAAUACUAAGAAACCUCUUUUCUUUUACGUCAAUCUCGCCAAGAGAUACAUUCAACAGCACAAUGAGGUUGAGCUUUCUGCUCUUGGAAUGGCUAUAGCUACAGUUGUCACGAUCGCUGAGAUUUUGAAGAACAAUGGAUUUGCAACUGAGAAAAAAGUACUGACAUCUACAGUUGGCAUGAAGGACGAAAACAAAGGUCGACUUGUACAGAAGGCAAAGAUUGAAAUUGUGCUGGGUAAGUCUGAGAAGUUUGACAAUUUGAUGGCUCCUCCUGCCACUAAAACUGAAUCAGAAGCAACUACUGAUGACAAUAAAUGACAAACUUCAUAUACCACCAAUGUGGGAUUAUUGUAGUUAAUAGUAUUCUGUUUCAUUUUUGUUGUAAUGUUUGCAUUCAUGGACGAAAGUAAAUAGGGGAGUAGAAAAGGGUCGUGGGGUUACAAUGAUAAGGCAGCAAAAGCAAUGAGUGAAUCGAAGUUGUAGGACACAUAAUUAUUCUAUUAUAACUUUAGAUUGUAUUUCUUUACUGAAACAUAUACAAUGAGAAUCACAUGACUGAUGAAUCAUAAGCUCGCCAAUUAUGUCUU
Molecule: messenger RNA, 855 nt
Organism: Cicer arietinum (chickpea)
Lineage: Eukaryota; Viridiplantae; Streptophyta; Magnoliopsida; Fabales; Fabaceae
Cellular component (GO): nucleus
Molecular function (GO): RNA binding
Source: RefSeq, a predicted model, not a curated record